AUGAAAGGCUUGUUUUCUGUGCUGGUCCUCAUAGCGACUACCGCGUCCGCCGAACUCGAAAUCAUCGGUGGCAACGAAGCCCCCGUGGGCCAAUCCUUGUACGUGGCCAGCUUGCGCCGGUCGGCCGGUGGGGCCGGCGUCUGCGGCGGCACUUUGAUCGCCCCCAACGUUAUCCUGACCGCUGCCCAUUGCACCGGCAAGUCCCCCCCCCUUACGCAUGCAUCAAUUGGGUCGCAUUUUCUCAGCGGAAGCAACGACGGCGAGCAAAUCCGAAUCGUCAAGGAGAUCAAGCACCCUAAAUUCAACCCAACCACGCUAUCGUACGACUUUGCCGUGCUCAUUCUGGAGCGGGAUUCGACCUUUGGCAAGGUCAAGAUUUCGUACGAUGCAGUCCCUGCUGCUGCCACAUCGACCAUCGUGCGCGGAUGGGGCUUCACGAACCAAUUAGGGUCGCCUUCCCAAACCCUCCAGCAAGUGUCUGUCGACACUGUCUCGAACGAAGUGUGUGCUGCUUCGCUAAAGAAAAAAGUAGACGUGUCCAUGCUUUGUGCCGGCGGCAAGGCGGGGAAAGAUUCGUGCCAAGGCGACUCGGGGGGACCAUUGACGACGGUAAUCAACAACACCGAGAGCUUGGUGGGGGUGGUCAGCUGGGGCGUCGAAUGCGGCGAAGUUGGAAAGCCAGGGGUGUACAGUCGCAUUUCCCAAGCCCGCGACUUCAUCGAGCCCUACACGAAGAGCUCGGCGACAGUCCCGAACCCCACCACGACCAAAAAAGCUACGCCCACAACCAAAACCCCCACCCCCAAACCUGCCCCCACGCCAUCCCAAGGGCCCUGUGAUAGCUGCGACGGAUGCUGGUACCCGGCCUCGUCGCACUGUUAUCCUGCAGAGUACGGUAUUGAGUCGUGCGAAAUGUUUGCUGAUCUGGGCAUGGUUUGGUGUGGCAAACAACCUUAGAUACUGUAAACGACCUUAUAAACUGAAAACGUGAAAUUGAAGAGAGCGAUAUCUGACG
Messenger RNA from Aphanomyces astaci, 1015 nucleotides. RefSeq lists its product as hypothetical. Gene Ontology annotation, molecular function: serine-type endopeptidase activity. Gene Ontology annotation, biological process: proteolysis. The record is from RefSeq and is a predicted model, not a curated record. The transcript has a single exon. The coding region runs from base 1 to 957 and encodes 318 amino acids. NCBI's taxonomy places the organism in Eukaryota, Oomycota, Saprolegniomycetes, Saprolegniales, Verrucalvaceae.